Messenger RNA from Penicillium cosmopolitanum, 1173 nucleotides. RefSeq lists its product as uncharacterized. NCBI's taxonomy places the organism in Eukaryota, Fungi, Ascomycota, Eurotiomycetes, Eurotiales, Aspergillaceae. The record is from RefSeq and is a predicted model, not a curated record. The transcript has 4 exons. Bases 1 to 1173 code for a protein of 390 amino acids. Gene Ontology annotation, molecular function: O-methyltransferase activity.
AUGGAAGCUAUUGCUCAGGAAAUCCAAAAGCUGCACGCUAACACGGACGAGGCGGGCCGUGGAAAGAUCAACCACGAGCUAAGUGUUCUUCUAGCGUCCUUUGACACAGACUGGGAGAAAAUCCUGAAGCUGGCAGCCGGGCCUCUCCGGUUGGCUUUGGUGAAAGUAGGCGUCGACCAAGGCAUUUUCCAUGCUCUGAAUGAACGCUCUCACACCCUGCCCGAGCUUAUCGAGAAGACUGGAGUGGCACCAUAUUUGCUAGAGCGCAUCUUACGCGGCCAAGCAUCGUUCGGCAUGAUAAAGGAAGAGGGCGCCAAAGGAUUUGCAGCAAACCGGUUUACCACACUCCUAGCUGGACCAAAUACCUCCGGCGCAGUGACCUACAUCUUCGAUAUUCUCAGGCCAAUUGCCUCUGCCAUCCCGGGAUUCCUGAGCGAGCGAAACAACCCUGCUAUCACAUCUACCCAUGACACCGUUUUCCAGAGAGCAUUCAACACGGAGCUCGGCGGGUUCGAAUGGAUGACUGGGCACCCCGAGCAUUAUGGGAAUCUCUUCCAGUUCCUUGCCCUACGGCCGAACUGUGAGUGGGUUGACGCAUUCCCCAUUGAAGCCGAAAUCGGCUCAUUUAGCAAUGAUCCACAUGUGGAAAAGGUGCUCUUGGUGGACGUGGGCGGUGGCACAGGAGCCCAGUCCGUCGCUUUCAGGAAGAAGCUCCCGCACGUCAAAGGCCGGGUCAUCGUGCAGGAGAUUGCAGAGACUCUAAUUCAUGUGGGUGCAAAGGCACCCGCUGGCAUUGAGUUUAUGGAAUACGACUGCUUCACACCGCAGCCGAUCCGGGGUGCGAAAUUCUAUUAUUUGCGGUAUGUUAUGCAUCUCUGGCAGGAUGAGAGAUGUGUGGAAGCAUUGAAGGUGAUUAUCACUGCUAUGGGCCCUGAGUCUCGCCUUAUAAUUGACGAGGCUGUUAUUCCGGACCGUGAUGUUCCCUGGCAGGCAGCGUGUCAGAGCAUUCUCAUGACAGCUGCUUUGGCAGGGGCAGAGCGGACCUUGACUGAGUGGCAUAACUUGCUUGAUGCAGCGGGGUUGAAGAUUCUGAAUAUUUUCCCCUAUGACUUGAACAUGCAGUCAGUCAUUAUCGCUGUUCCGAAAUAUGAAUUGGGAGUAGUACAUACAUAG